This is a messenger RNA of Aspergillus uvarum CBS 121591, 168 nucleotides long. RefSeq lists its product as uncharacterized. Lineage: Eukaryota; Fungi; Ascomycota; Eurotiomycetes; Eurotiales; Aspergillaceae. The record is from RefSeq and is a predicted model, not a curated record. The transcript has a single exon. The annotation marks the transcript as partial.
CAGUGCUGGGAUCAUGGCUGUAAUGGCCGACACUUCUCCUCCAAAAGCAACCUCAUCCGACACCAGAAGGAGAAAUCCAAGACCACCAGCAAUUUCACAUGCCCCUUGUGCGCAGCAGUCUUCACCCGGAGCUCCGCGCGGGAUACGCACCUGGCUCGUCAAAGCUGU